GAAUUUGGCUCGUUUACAUGCGAUUGAAAACAAAUUUAUGCUGAAAAUAAGAGUUUAACCAAAGGUAUUAUAACUAUCAGAAAACAAAACCCUCUGUAGAGAAACUGAUAAAAUCUCGAUUUAGGGAAAAAAUCUUUUGAUAGAAUUUAUUAAACACUUUGAUAGGUGUUGAGUUUUGAAUUUUCCUGUCUAUGACAGAUCUAUCUGAUUACAAAUCUCCCAUAAAAUAUUUCAAUACACUUGUUUUUCGAAAAAACAAGAAAUAAGGUAUCUGGAAAAACUAUUUCGUUAUUUGGGUUUGUUAAUUAUGACAGAAGCGACAGAACGCAGUCAAAAAACUAGAAAAGGCAAUGCAAAUUGUUGUGUGGUGAAUUGCUUUAACACUUUUAAAAAUACUGGUCCUGGUGUGCAUUUUUAUUCAUUUCCAACGGCAAAGCACAUGCUAGAAAAGCGAGACAGAUGGAUUAGUCUUAUUAACAGAAAGAACCCAGAUGGUUCCCUUUGGCAACCGAAAUCGCAUUCCCGACUUUGUAGUGAUCACUUCGUAGGGAAUAUAAGAUCUGAAAAUCCGUUUGGUCCAAAUUACUAUCCAACUAUUUUUCCAGAUGUUUGCAAGAAACCUAUGGUCAACACUAAAGCUGCUUUAGAUCGGUUAGCAAUACUCAUUUUAUGUUUUUUUUAUUACAUUUUAAAUUUUUAAUGUUCUAUUAGUAUCCUGUGAAACAUCAUAAAAUUAGGGCAAAUGUUUACGUAAACCUUAAAAGUAUAUAGUAUCUGCAGUAUAGUAAAAUUACAAAAUAGCAAUAUUUAUCUAAAGGAACAUUUAAAGCAAUCCGACAUAUAAUUAUUUACUUUAAUUUUCUACACUAAGUGUA
Messenger RNA from Belonocnema kinseyi, 875 nucleotides. RefSeq lists its product as uncharacterized. The transcript has 3 exons. Bases 308 to 700 code for a protein of 130 amino acids. Lineage: Eukaryota; Metazoa; Arthropoda; Insecta; Hymenoptera; Cynipidae. The record is from RefSeq and is a predicted model, not a curated record.